Talaromyces amestolkiae is the source of this 1509-nucleotide messenger RNA. RefSeq lists its product as uncharacterized. The transcript is spliced from 8 exons. Gene Ontology annotation, molecular function: glucose-6-phosphate dehydrogenase activity; NADP binding. The record is from RefSeq and is a predicted model, not a curated record. Gene Ontology annotation, biological process: glucose metabolic process; pentose-phosphate shunt, oxidative branch. The coding region runs from base 1 to 1509 and encodes 502 amino acids. Gene Ontology annotation, cellular component: cytosol. NCBI's taxonomy places the organism in Eukaryota, Fungi, Ascomycota, Eurotiomycetes, Eurotiales, Trichocomaceae.
AUGGCACCUAUCGACAGCUCCGUGGAACUCAAGGAUGACACCGUCAUCGUCGUCCUGGGUGCCUCUGGUGACCUUGCGAAGAAGAAGACAUUCCCUGCUCUGUUCGGUCUGUACCGAAACAAAUUCCUCCCCAAGGAUAUCAAGAUUGUAGGAUAUGCCCGUACCAAGAUGGACCACGCCGAGUACUUGCGACGAGUAAAGUCCUACAUCAAGGUCCCCACCAAGGAAAUGGAAGAGCAGCUCGAGAGUUUCUGCAACCUUUGUACAUAUAUCUCCGGUCAAUACGACCAGGACGAGUCAUUCAUCAACCUCAACAAGCACCUCCAAGAGAUCGAAAAAGGACACAAGGAACAGAACCGCAUUUUCUACAUGGCUCUCCCCCCUAGUGUUUUUAUCACCGUUUCAGAUCAGCUGAAGCGAAACUGCUACCCCAAGGACGGCAUUGCGCGGAUUAUUGUUGAAAAACCAUUUGGCAAGGAUCUCGGAAGCUCGCGGGAAUUGCAGAAGGCCUUGGAGCCCAACUGGAAGGAGGAUGAAAUCUUCCGUAUUGAUCAUUAUUUGGGCAAGGAGAUGGUUAAAAACAUCCUUAUUCUCCGAUUCGGCAACGAGUUCUUUGGUGCCACCUGGAACCGUCACCACAUUGAUAACGUUCAGAUUACUUUCAAAGAGCCUUUCGGUACGGAAGGUCGUGGCGGUUAUUUCGACGAGUUUGGCAUCAUCCGUGAUGUUAUGCAGAACCAUCUCCUCCAGGUGUUGACUCUUCUCGCCAUGGAGCGCCCCAUCUCAUUCUCCGCCGAAGAUAUCCGUGACGAAAAGGUGCGUGUCUUGAGAGGAAUAGAUGCCAUCGAGCCCAAGAACGUCAUCAUCGGUCAAUACGGCCGCUCCCUCGACGGCAGCAAGCCCGCAUACAAGGAAGACGACACUGUCCCUAAAGACUCGCGAUGCGCUACUUUCUGUGCUAUGGUCGCAUUUAUUAAGAACGAGCGAUGGGACGGUGUGCCUUUUAUCUUGAAGGCCGGAAAGGCCCUCAACGAGCAAAAGACCGAAGUCCGUAUCCAAUUCAAGGAUGUCACUUCUGGAAUCUUCAAGGACAUCCCCCGAAACGAGCUUGUUAUCCGAGUCCAGCCCAACGAGUCUGUUUACAUCAAGAUGAAUUCCAAGCUUCCUGGUCUUUCCAUGCAGACUGUCGUCACCGAGCUUGACCUUACCUACCGCCGCCGCUUCUCUGACCUGAAGAUUCCUGAGGCUUACGAAUCUCUUAUCCUUGAUGCUCUCAAGGGUGACCAUUCCAACUUUGUCCGUGACGAUGAGCUCGAUGCUAGCUGGAGAAUUUUCACCCCUCUUUUGCACUACCUCGACGACAACAAAGAGAUCAUUCCUAUGGAGUACCCAUACGGCUCCCGAGGACCUGCAGUUUUGGAUGACUUUACCUCGUCCUUCGGAUACCAAUUCAGUGACGCUGCCGGCUACCAAUGGCCUCUCCACUCUGCCGCACCCAAUCGGUUGUAG